Messenger RNA from Helianthus annuus (common sunflower), 1036 nucleotides. Its product is annotated as zinc finger BED domain-containing protein RICESLEEPER 1-like. Gene Ontology annotation, molecular function: DNA binding; protein dimerization activity. The transcript has 2 exons. The coding region runs from base 5 to 955 and encodes 316 amino acids. NCBI's taxonomy places the organism in Eukaryota, Viridiplantae, Streptophyta, Magnoliopsida, Asterales, Asteraceae. The record is from RefSeq and is a predicted model, not a curated record.
UUUGAUGAAUUCUUUGGUAUUGGAUGGUAAACUAUUUCAUGUUAGAUGUUGUUGUCAUGUUCUUAACUUGAUAGUCAAAGAUGGGUUGAAACAAAUUGAUGAUGCUGUGGAUAAAGUUAGAGAAUGUGUGAAAUAUGUCAAGGGUUCUGAAGCUAGAAAGGAUAAGUUUAGUGAGUGUUGCUCACAAACUAAUCUAGAUUUUUCGGGAUCUCUUUAUCCUACUUCAAAUUUGUUUUUUCCUAACAUACUUGAUAUCCACUUGAAGUUGGUUAAAGAGUUGAAAAGUGAAGAUGAUUAUAUCAAGAUGAUAGCUGAAAAAAUGUGGGCAAAGUUUAACAAGUAUUGGGCUGAGUUUAAUCUUUUAUUAGCCAUAGCCGUAGUGUUUGAUCCUCGGUACAAGCUUUCAUUUGUUGACUUUAGCUAUGAAAAGCUUUAUGGUAGUUGUUCGCUACAAUUUCAAACGGUUAAGACUACACUUUACGCCCUCUUCAAUGAAUAUAUGCAAUCUUCAAAAAACUCUACUUCAUGCGGUGCUAGUGAAGAAACGGAUUCUCGAGAAGUUAUCAAUGGAGAAGAAAACAAUAGCAAGAGUUUUCUCAAGGAGUUCGAUUUAUAUGAUAGGGCUUCAUCUUCUAAUGCCAAGCAAAAAUGUCAACUAACCGAGUACCUUGAUGAGCCAAGGACCAAAAUAACUUCUCCUAUUCGUAUUCUCGAAUACUGGAAGGCUCAACAAUAUAGGUAUCCCGAUGUUGCUAGGUUAGCCAUGGAUAUUCUUUGUGUUCCGGUUUCGACUGUUGCAUCUGAAGCUGCUUUUAGUCUUGGCGGAAGAAUUAUAGAUCAAUAUCGAAGUUCAACGUUGCCUUCCACUGCUGAAGCUUUGAUAUGUACUAGAGAUUGGUUGUUUUCUGGAAAAGGUAGUUUUUAUAAUUUUUGUUUACUUAAUAUCAUGAUUUAAGUUCAUACUGAUCAUUUUUUUCUGUGUAGCAACUUCACAUGAUGAUUCUGAAGUAACUCCAAACAUUAUGGCAAUGAACAU